Messenger RNA from Linum trigynum, 3573 nucleotides. Lineage: Eukaryota; Viridiplantae; Streptophyta; Magnoliopsida; Malpighiales; Linaceae. The record is from the annotation of a GenBank genome assembly.
GAUAACCGAGCACAAAGUUACGUUUGUUUAAAGUUUCGAUGCAGGUCAGGCCUUCACCGCGGCCGUGUACUGCAGUGAUGCAAUCACUGUCUUCGUCGACAGCGGUGAUGCAAUCACUGUCUUCGUCGACAACAGUGAUGCAAUCACUGUCUUCGUCGACAACAGUGAUGCAAUCACUGUCUUCGUCGACAGCGGUGAUGGCUCAAACUAACGUAGAUUGGGAAUUAUUUUCAUAACGUGUGUAUUUUGAGAAUUUUUUUUAAAAACAUGUGUAACUUGGGAUUUUUUCCGGAAGUAGGAACUCAAAGCUUCGAAUUGUGCCGCUGCUGCUUUUUCUGUCGUGAACCCGAUUUCGGCAAUUCCCUUGGUCAGACGAGCCAAAGCUUCUCAAUGCGCGAACGACCACAUUCUGAAGACGGGUUUCCUUCCAACGCAAAUGUACGUAUCAAAUUCCUCGUGCUCCACUUGAAGGGCGGCUUGAAGUAUGCCCGCCAAGUGUUUGAUCAAUUGUCUCGCUGAAAUCUUUCUGCUUAUAACUACAUGCUUGGUGGAUAUUUGAGACAAGGGUUGCUUGAAGAAUUGAUCUAUUUGGUUCGCUGGUUGUUGACUGCCAAGAAAAGGCUGAUGAUGGGUUUACGUUCUCCAUGAUUUUAAAAGCCUUUAUUAGUACCAGUGCCUCCAAUGUUGAGACUUUGCCAAUUCGGUUGCAUUUAUGGUUAAAUAAUUAGAUUGUGGACAUUCAGCCUGAUGAUUUCCUCUACACGGCUGAUGUUGAUUAUUAUGACUGGAACCAUUGUUUAUGCGAGGAGAGUUUUCGACUUGAUGAUAGAUAAAAAUGUCAUAUGCUUCAACGUCAAUGAUAUCUGGAUAUCCGAACCAUGGUUCGAUGGAGUAAGCUGAAGCAAUCUUUAGAAGAACAAACGAAAAGGAUACUGUUGUCUUUAAUGUCACGAUUGAAGGUUAUAGAAGGGCAGUGGCAACAGCUCUGAAAGCACUGCAGUUCUACAUUGAUAAACAGAAGGGCUUUGGUUUCCUGCCCAACAUUGCGACAUUUGCUAGUUUUAUUGGGGAUUGCUCUCUUCUCACAGAAUGUGAGAUCGGUACAUAGAUCCAUUGUCAGCUUAUGAAGAUCUGUUUUACUGACAUAAAAAUUGGAAGUGCCUUGGUUGACAUGCAUUCAAAGUGUGGGAAGAUCGAGUAUGCCCGAACAGUCUGUAAUGACAUGCCACAAAAGUAUCUAUUUUCUUGGAGUGCAAUGAUUGUUGGUAUGGCAAGAGUGGUCAAACUAACAAAGCGCUUGAUCUUUUCCAUCAGGUGCAACAACGUGGUGUCGGGCCCAAUUACAUCUUUGAGAGCUAUCUCACCCUGCGGACAUGGUGGCUUAGUUGCUAAUGGCUAUGAGAUCUUUGAGAGCAUGGACAGGUAUUACUCUUUCAAACCAAGGAUGCAGCAUUAUGCCUGCAUGGUUGAUCUGUUGGGUCGAGAAGGGUAGUAUAGCAGCUAAUGAACUGUUUAAACUCACUGCUUAAGGGCUCCCUGGCGUGUAUGUCUCAUUCUCCAAUACUUUAGCUGCUGCAGGGGAAUGGGAUAAUGUAACUCAAUUGAGAGAGAGGCUAUGAAGAUCAUGGGAGUGCAGAAACAUACUGGAUCCAGUUGGGUUGGCGCUGAAACUGGAACUAGAGUUUCUUGGUCUACGACGAACCCCGAAGAAGUCAUAUCAAUCUCGAUUCACAGAUUAUUAUCUUUCAAAUUUCAAGUCGAUUGUUUUCCAGAUUUGAGUUUUUUUGUUUGGUAUAAAUUAUUUGAGGUUCUUGGUGUUUUGGCUUAGUGGAUUUAUCUUGGAGCAAUCGUCGUGUGUUGGCAAUACUGGACAGAUAGUCUGUUUCGAUGAGGAGAUUCUACCAAGAGCCGGCCUUGAUUUUGUCAGUUUAUAGCUGUGUUCUACAACAUACUCCUGUCGUUUUGGAUUGUGAAAGGUAAUUUGGCUUCUUGUACCUUGUUUCUGAAACUUUACUUUACAAAGAAAAGCAUGUUGCUAUCUUUCCUUGUGACAAUUGGAGCUUCUUUUUCCUGCCAAGACAAGGAAAACAAUGUGACAGACGCCUAAAACUCAAGAGUAACAGCCAGAUCAGCAAGAAGACUGCGGAUAAUAAAGUGAGAAAAGGGUCAAGGCAGAAGGACAGGUUAGUUUGGAACGGCAAUUCGGUCAUUGGUUGGCUAACCGUUUGUUUCUCUGAAUCAAGAAUCGUCAUAGGGUAAGUAAACAGCCUUUAUAAUUAAAUAGAAGAUAGAUAGAUAGAAACACGUCUUGUAGCAAUUCAUUUCUUCUCUUGUUUGGUUGCGUGCUUAUAUAUAUACUUGGCCUUACCUACAACAGAAUUACCCAUUAAGAGAAAACUCUGAAGCAGGAGAGAAAUCAAACGUCAAGACAGAAGAAGAGAAGAAUAAAUCACGAUGUGCUGCUGCUGCUGUGGGGAUGACUGCGAAUGCAGGCCGCUUGCCUUUCUGCUAGGCCUUCCUUUUGCCUUCGUCUCCCUCAUCCUCUCCAUUAUAGGCAUCAUCAUAUGGAUUCCUGGCUUGCUGUUGAGUUGCAUAUGCCCGUGCUGUUUCUGCGUGACGAUCAUAGUGGAGUUUGCGCUCGGGUUGAUCAAGGCGCCAUUUCUUGUGAUGGAGUGGUUCAUCUCCAAGAUUCCUUGUUAGUGGGUUUAAGCUGCAGAGUUCUUUCUUUUUGCAAGGAGGGAUUGAUUAGAGAGAUUGGAGAAACAUGUUUGAUUGUUGCAGUUUGCCUUUUUUUUUUUUUCCUUUUCUUUUUUCCCCUGACAUGAACAAAGAUGAUUUAUGAAGCUAUUUCCCCGUCUUGAUCCUUUUGCUUUCUUUCUUUGCCAACUAAUGUGCGUCAUUGUGUGGCGGUUUGUUGGGUCCGUCGUCGUUGCCACGUGGUACCGUUGAUGACUUGGUCAACGGUUUUGGUGGUGGGCCUGUGGAACUUUGUGGACCUUGUUGGUCCAGCCGUCCUGGGGGCUGGGACAUCAGUUGCGUUAGAAUGAUGGGGGAAGUGGGCUUUUCCCACAGCCGGAGCUCAAUCUCGUCAGCUGCGGCAACGGGCUCAACGCCGGCUAUGCCGCCGACGGGUACGCCGGAGCUAAGAGAGUUGGCGUGGCGCCUCCCAACUCGAGUUGUAGGAUUGAACUGGUUCUCUGUAUAUUACGAUUAGACUCCCUUUAAUUUGUGUAUGUUAUGUUAGGUGCGACGUUAUUAUAUUAAGAAAGAAACUUUUCGAUACGAAAGAAAUUCGUCAAUAACGAUAAAGUUUAGUGUCUAUAAUAUUUGAAAAGUCUUAAAAGUGAUGAUGACAACACAAUACAGAAAUGACGACUGCAAAGGUUUGAAUCUAGACGCCUUUACCAUCUCUUUUUGCCACGUUGGUUCCAUUUGAACAGUUAUCAAGCCACGCUGUCCUUUUUUGUAGCAUGUGUGUAGGAUUUUGAUCACCUCGUGUAAAAUACAAACAUUAUGGUUCUAGUGCACAAGUUGCAAGUUGCAACGCUGGUACAGUAAAGUCACAUUGCAUAG